This is a messenger RNA of Aegilops tauschii subsp. strangulata, 1128 nucleotides long. Its product is annotated as protein FAR1-RELATED SEQUENCE 5-like. The record is from RefSeq and is a predicted model, not a curated record. NCBI's taxonomy places the organism in Eukaryota, Viridiplantae, Streptophyta, Magnoliopsida, Poales, Poaceae. Gene Ontology annotation, biological process: regulation of DNA-templated transcription. Gene Ontology annotation, molecular function: zinc ion binding.
AUGGAUGGUUUGGCUCCGGACAACAUCAUCACGGACCAAGAUGUUGCUAUGGCACAAUCUAUCAAGAGGAAGUUCCCGGCAAUGAUUCACCGUUGCUGCCGUUGGCAUAUAAUGAAGAAAGCACAAGAGAAGCUUGGCCCUGUGUUGGCUAGGGACCCGGAUUUGGUAAAAGACUUCAAUGAAUGCAUUGACUUCAGUUUCACCCCGGCUGAGUUUGAAAGGAAAUGGGCUGCAUUUCAAUUGAAAUAUGAAGGUCUUAUGCAUGGUCACUUUGAGAAACUCUAUGAAGAUCGGGCUACAUGGGUGUCGUGUUACUUCAAAUUCAGGUUCUUCCCUUUCCUUCAGUCAACGCAACGCAGCAAAGGGUUCAAUGCUGUGUUGAAGCGCUAUGUGAACCCACACAAGUCAAUUCUCAACUUCGUCAAGCAAUAUGAGAAGAUUCAGGUACACAUACUCGUGAGGGAGGGCGGGAACGACUACCGGACAGAGCAUCUAGAAGCACAAAGAUGGUCGCGUUUCCCCAUUGAGAGGCAUGCCUACAAAGCAUACACUAGGGACAUCUAUGUGAAAUUUAGAACAGAGUUUCAGAUGAUUGGCCAGUACGAUGUCCGUCCCGCUGGAAUCAACUUCUAUUACCUUGAGCCCAAUACAGAAGAAGUUCUAGGGUAUGGCUCAAGGAAGUACCUACUCAUAGUGAGACCAGAGCCAGCUAUCUAUGAUUGUGAAUGUUGCAAGUGGCAUAGGGACGGCAUGCUUUGUUGCCAUGUAUUGAAAAUCUUCACACACCUUGGCGUUAAUGAGAUACCUGAACACUACAUCAAGCGCCGCUGGACGAAGGAUGCAGUGCCAAGUGCACCACCACCAACUAACGAGGGCCCUCCGCAGGACUUGCCCGCUAAGUCAAAGAACCAAGUUCGGCAAGUGACUCUGACAAUGGAUUUUGCAAAGCUAGCCAAGAAGGCAAUGACUAGUGAUGAGGCAGCCGCUGCAGUUAGGAGGCACAUGAAUGCAGCAGAUACUGAGGUUGCUAAGCUGAAUAAACUGACGAAGAAGAGGCUAAAGGCAGCCCGAGAAGCAGAUCGUGCUAGGGAAGCAUCAAACCCUAAUGUCCCAAGUGCUUCAAACUAA